AGGGGGAGUGGAGGGUCAGUCUUGUCUAGCAAAUGAGAAAACGAAAAAGCGGGGAGUCCGACGGGGGACUUUUACGUCAACCAUGCCAUGUGGGCGUGAAGCACCAUGAGAGAGAGAGAGAGAGAGAGAGAGAGAGAGAGAGAUUACCGCACUCCUUUAACGGGGUGCACCAUUUCACUCCGCUCCACUGUGCGCGUAAAAAAGGCAACACGCACCAAAAAAAAGCAGAGAGGGAGAGUAAGAAAUCUAGAGAGACACACACAGAGAAAGAAAGAGAGUCCUUGAAUUGCCACUUGAAACAAUCGGCUAUGUCCUGCGCUCAGUUUUUGCAAUCUUUUCCUUGUACAACUAUCUAAAGGUAGGCACACUCUCAUGGUUCUACUCCCGUAGGAUGGGAUUAACUUUGUCCGGAAGAUACAUCUCACUGGUGCUUGCUGUACAAAUAGCAUAUUUGCUCCAGACGGUUGGAGCGACGGGGAAAUGUGACACCGUGUUUAAGGGCUUCUCAAACUGCCUGCUUCAGCUGGGAGAGAACAUGGCCAACUAUCCACAGGAGCUGGGUGAGAAGGAGAACCUGCAAACUAUCUGCGGAUAUUGGGAAGACUUCCAUGCGUGUGCCACCACAGCACUGGCAGACUGCCAGGAGGGAGCGACAGAGCUGUGGGAGAAACUCAAGAAGCAGUCGAGAAACCUUGAGUUUAAAGGCAGUUUGUUUGAACUGUGCGCUGGAGGGAAUGAUGCGAGCACACCUUCAGUGUCUCUGAGCGGCCUCCCCCUGCUGCUCAGCUCCAUCUCCACCCUGCUCACAUGGAUCCAGUUUUAGCGGCCAACACCAAAUCCAGAAGAUCCACAACACAAAGACAUUUUUAGCUCACAUGAAAAGAAGAGUAUGGGAAACCUUGGGUGGGGAAGGGGAAAACACACACACAAGAAUGAGUGCUCUAUCACCACGACCAUAUGAAGAAAAUGAAAUAAUAGCAGAAAAUAUGAAGAUCAGAAACCAUCUUCAGCCAAAAUGGAUUUAUUACUAUAGCUACAGCGCUUCAUCCGGAGAAGACGACUUGAUUUUGCUGUAGACAAUGGCAAUAAGGCGUCUUCAGGGAAUGCUCCAUCUGCCUGACCUGGGAGUCCACUUCAUCAAAUAUUUAACAGAUUGAAAAUCACUGUUUUUUUUUAUUUGUUUUUUUUAAAUGAUGAUGAUGAUGAAUUUGUGGAAUUACAUUAAUGCCUACAAUGAAGUAAUUAUUACUGUAGGCUUUAUAAUCUAAUCUAUCAUGCAUAGAGAAAUUAAAUUUCCUCUUACACACACGCACACACACGAGCCAAAUUACACUCAGUCUCAGUUUCCACUGAAAGGUGUUGUUCUGUUCUGGGUUGUUGUUUUUUUUUUGUCAAAUCUUUGGAUUUAUUUAUUUAUUUUUAGUAAUUUACAACGCCACGAUCAUGGAUGUAUAGUUGUGAUGGAGAAACAGCCUGUGUGAUGUUUUGACCUGUAAACAAGGCUGAAUCACCACUGUAGGAAAAAAAAAAGCUAGGGAAGGAAAAAACACUCCAUCUUGAAUAAUGGUAGAUUGAUAAAAAGCACCAUUAUUAAUAAUAAUAAUAAUAAUAAUAAUAAUAAUAAUAAUAAUAAUAAUAAUAAUAAAACCUCAGGAAUGAUUUUAGGCAUUUAAAUGGAGAGUUCAAUCAAACAGGCGAAUGCAGCUAACAGUGAAUGAAAGCUAGGACUUUAGGUGGCAGUUAUCAUGAAUGUAUGUAGCCUAUUUGCUUAAUGCUAAUUGGUGGCUAUUCGCUUUCAUACACUGUUAGCAACAUUAGCAUUUUUUUUUUUGAUGGAAUUAUUCUUGAAUCGAUAGUAGAUUGUAUGUUCCCUAAAGAGAGGAAACUGAGGGAGAUGUUAGGGGGAAAGAUGCUAAACAUGUCAAAUGUAGCGAGAGAAAAAAAAUGGUGAAUGAUUAGACUGUUGACCAGUGUUUCAACCAUUCAAAUAUUUAUUUAUUUAUUUAUUUAUUUAAAAACAAAAUGUAUUUAACGGGACGGGGUAUUUAGGUUAUGAGAAAUAGAAGAGAACUACGUCCAAAACCGCAUACCACCGUACAAAAAAAAAAUAAUAAUAAAAAUAUUUUUUUCCUUUAAAAUGCGCAAUUAAAUGUUAUGACGUCAUAAUCCGAGUAGGUUGUGUGUAGUUUACAUCUGAGAUAUUUGUAUUUUCAAGCUUAAGAUUGUCAUUUGAAAUGGUGACUAUUACGUUUUUCUUUUCUUUUCUUCUAUGUGUUCUGUAUUUAUUUUAUUUUCCACAAUUAUAAAGUAAUAAUUAAAAAAAAAAACCGCCAGCAUGUCAAACCAGUGCACCACUGCGUAGAUUUAUUUUUCACGCAUGCGCAGUACACUAAAGUCAAAUCCCAUGUAGUACAGUAGUAUGCAGUUUUGGCCGUAGGAUAAAGUAGCAUGAAAUCACCGAGGAUGUGAAUUCAUCAGCUGGAUAACGGGGAUAAAGUGAAGUUAUUUAGCUGUAGGCUGCUAUCUAAUGUUGCCAAGGCAUCUUGUUUCACUGCCUUCAAAAAAAAGGGAAAAAAAGAAAAAAAAAAGAAAACCAACACCAACAACGUGUAUUUUAUUUGUUCGUUCGUUCGUUUUGUUUCUCCAGGGGAUGUUGCAUAUAAAUAUAUAAAUAUUCCAAAAAUCAUACAAAUAUAAAUAAGAGACGAAUUAUGUGAGUAGAAUUUGAGAUAAAGAGAGGCUACUUUAACAGAAAGCAUUUUAAAACAGAUUGAUAUACAGGUAUAUAAAAGAUU
Neoarius graeffei (lesser salmon catfish) is the source of this 2795-nucleotide messenger RNA. RefSeq names its product neuritin 1a (gene nrn1a). The transcript has 3 exons. Lineage: Eukaryota; Metazoa; Chordata; Actinopteri; Siluriformes; Ariidae. Gene Ontology annotation, cellular component: plasma membrane. The record is from RefSeq and is a predicted model, not a curated record. Bases 392 to 823 code for a protein of 143 amino acids. Gene Ontology annotation, biological process: nervous system development; neuron projection extension.